Aspergillus mulundensis is the source of this 2532-nucleotide messenger RNA. Its product is annotated as beta-mannosidase. The record is from RefSeq and is a predicted model, not a curated record. The transcript is spliced from 5 exons. Lineage: Eukaryota; Fungi; Ascomycota; Eurotiomycetes; Eurotiales; Aspergillaceae. Gene Ontology annotation, molecular function: beta-mannosidase activity. Gene Ontology annotation, biological process: carbohydrate metabolic process; glycoprotein catabolic process. Bases 1 to 2532 code for a protein of 843 amino acids.
AUGGCCAGUUACGCACAGUAUAUCAUUUCCUCGGGCUGGAGCUUCAAGGACAGUGAAGAUCAGUCUCCUGAAGCUUGGUUGCCAGUCUCUACUGUCCCCUCUGUUGUCCAGCAAGAUUUACAGGCAAACGGCAAACUGAAGGAUCCAUUCAUCGGCUUCAACGAAUUGAGCGCAAGAUGGGUCAAUGAGAAGUCGUGGACCUACCGGAAUGUCUUUCAAAAACCAACUAUCCCUGCCGGAUCCUCAAUCUUCAUAGUCUUUGAUGGACUGGAUACUUUUGCCAAGGUCAAGCUCGACGGUCGAGUGAUUUUGGAGAGCGACAACAUGUUCCUUGCCCAUAGGGUAGAUGUAACUGAAGCGUUGGAUACGGAAGGAGAUCAUACCAUUGAGAUUGAAUUCGAUUGUGCACUGCUUCGAGCUCGGGAGCUCCGAAACCAGUAUCCGGACCAUGAAUGGGUCGGCUUCAAUGGAGACCCUGCGAGGCUGAGCGUCAGAAAAGCCCAGUAUCAUUGGGGAUGGGACUGGGGCCCAGUGCUGAUGACGGCAGGUAUCUGGAAAGAAGUUCGCCUUGAAGUUUACUCCACGAGAAUUUCAGAUCUCUGGACAGAGGUGGACCUGGACGACGGUCAUUCGAAUGCGCACAUUACUGCCACUGCAGAAGUUGAAACCAGCGACACCAACAAUUCGUAUACAGCGACUUUCACGCUGAGCCUUCAAGGCCAGGAAAUCGGGACAGAGGUGGUUUCCUUGGAAGGGGAUGUGGCAAAGACGACGUUCGACGUGCAGGAUCCUUCUCUGUGGUGGCCGAAUGGUUACGGAGACCAAACUUUAUAUGAUAUUUCGGUUUCUCUAAAAAGAGACGAAGGGCAAAUCCAUCAAGUCGCGAAGAAGUUCGGGAUUCGGACUGCGGAAGUCAUUCAGCAGCCAGACAAGCAUGGAAAAUCGUUUUUCUUCCGCAUCAAUGGCGUGGACAUCUUCUGCGGCGGUGCAUGCUGGAUUCCUGCCGAUAGCCUCUUGACGAACAUCACGUCGGAUCGUUACCGGAAAUGGAUUGAGUUGAUGGCUGCCGGCCAUCAAGUCAUGAUUCGGGUUUGGGGUGGAGGCAUCUACGAGGAUGAGAGCUUCUACCAAGCCUGUGACGAGGUCGGCAUCAUGGUAUGGCAAGAUUUCAUGUUCGGCUGCGGUAACUAUCCGACUUGGCCUGAGUUACUCGAGUCGAUUGAGAAAGAGGCCGAAUACAACCUGCGCCGCCUGCGUCACCAUCCCUCCAUCGUUAUCUGGGUCGGAAACAACGAGGACUACCAGGUACAAGAACAACGAGGUCUCACCUACAACUACGAAGACAAGGAUCCGGACAGCUGGCUGAAGACGGACUUCCCGGCUCGCUACAUCUACGAGCACAUAUUGCCACGGGCUGUCAAGAAAAUAAUACCGUCGAUAUACUACCAUCCUGGCAGCCCUUGGGGCGACGGCAAAAUCACCUCUGACCCAACAGUUGGCGACAUGCACCAGUGGAAUGUAUGGCAUGGGACGCAGGAAAAAUACCAAAUAUUCGAUACUCUUGGAGGCCGUUUCAACAGCGAGUUCGGAAUGGAAGCAUUCCCUCACAUUGCCACGAUUGACCACUUUGUCGAGAACGAAGCCGACAAAUACCCCCAAUCGCACGUUCUGGACUUCCACAACAAAGCGGAUGGCCACGAACGAAGGAUUGCCACGUACCUGGUGGAGAAUCUACGGACAGCAACAGACCUGGAGACCUAUGUUUACCUCACGCAAGUCGUCCAAGCUGAAACAAUGAUGUUCGGGUACCGCGGAUGGCGUCGCCAGUGGGGAGAUGAAAGACAUUGCGGAGGCGCUCUACUUUGGCAGUUGAACGAUUGCUGGCCCACCAUCUCCUGGGCCAUCGUGGAUUACUUCUUGCGCCCUAAGCCCGCGUUCUAUGCCGUUAGCCGCGUCUUGAAGCCAGUCGCCAUCGGCGUACGUCGAGAGCACCACGACUGGAGUGUAUCCCACGCAGUACCACCGAAAGCCAGCAAGUACGAGCUAUGGGUCGUCAGCAGCUUGCGCAAAGAACAAACUGGGCAAGUGGAAUUAAGGUUUAUCUCGAUCAAGACUGGUCUUGAGAUCCGUGAGGCCGUCGUCCAUGAGGACGUGACAAUUGCACCCAACGGUACCACUAACAUCUUGGACGGCGUAAUUGAUAAUGAAGUCGAUGAACCACAUGUCCUCGCCGCUAGAGUAUGGAUAGGUGGCGAGCUUGUGGCUCGGGAUGUCGAUUGGCCGCAGCCGUUCAAGUAUCUCGAUCUCUCGGAUCGAGGACUAGUGGUUACCACGAUUUCCGACGUUGAAGACGAGCAGAUACUCGAGUUGAGAACCAGCAAACCAGUCAAGUGUCUAGUUUUUGAGGAGCGAGAGAAUGUCCGUGUCAGUGACAGUGCGAUCGACAUCGUCCCUGGCGAUGACCAGUUCGUUACUGUCAAGGGACUGAAGCCUGGUGAUGCGCCGCUCAAGUACAAAUUCCUUGGGCAGUAA